GUGACAAGCUGUCCAGGAGCAGAGCCUGUAUGCCGAUUCGCAAUAUCAAUGAACGGUGCUAAACUGAAGACUGAAAGGUCCUGCAGCACAUACAGAAAAUGUGUUGAAGCAAUGAGAAACAAUAACAUUACAUGCAAUAAACGGACGAAUAGCACGGCUUGUACUGGUUGUUGUGUCGGACACUUAUGUAACAAGAAUGAUUUCAUUGAUUACUCGUUAUAUCAACAGAAUUUACAGUGUCAAACAUGUUCAGGAAUUAUCUGCAAUAAAUCGGAAAUGACAAGCUGUCCAGGAGCAGAGCCAGUAUGCCGAUUCGCAAUAUCAGUGAACGGUGCUAAACUGAAGACUGAAAGGUCCUGCAGCACAUACAGAAAAUGUGUUGAAGCUAUGAGAAACAAUAACAUUGCAUGCAAUAAACGGACGAAUAGCACGUCUUGUACUGGUUGUUGCGUCGGACACUUAUGUAACAAGAAUGAUUUCAUUGGCUGGACCAAAUCCUUCGUAUUUCGUUUGAUUUUUAAAAAGUUCAACGGAUAUAAAAUCCCUGCUGAGAACAUAUCAAGAGCCAUGGAGCAUGACCUUUCAACCGUGACGGGAACAUUUAGAGUUGAAGACUGUGGCUCGAACAGAAUUAAAAUAUUUGCUAUUUACUGUACAGUAUUUAGCGAAAUGACUGAAAGUCAACUGCGGCGCAAUAUCUCCCAAGUUUUGAACAAAUCCCAGGAAUUGCAUAACUUAGGAGUUCCGCAAAGUCACAUGACGUUCAUUGACGAAAUGGUUUGUGAUGAAAGCACAACAUCAACUAACAAUGGAACUUUCUCUUGGCCAAUGACAAAAAUAGGAACUACUGCAGAGAUCCCAUGUCAUGGAAAUGUAGCCACAAGGCAUUGUUCUUCCAGAACGAUGGGGCAUCCAGAAAUGGCAUCAAGUCAAAACAUGUCAUCACAAAAGUGUUCACCGUUUACUGGUAUCUGGCAAGAACCAGACAUGUCUCAAUGUUGCAAUGCAGAACAGACCACUCAAGGACUAAAGGAUAUCGAAAGCAAAGGCAUUGAUGUUGGCCGGACCAAAUCCUUCGUAUUUCGUUUGAUUUUAAAGAUGAUCAACGAACGUAAAAUCCCUGCUGAGAACGUAUCAAGUGCCAUGGAGCAUGAGUUUUUGACCGUGACUGGAAAAUUCAGAGUUGAAUAUCCUGGUGUUCAAAGUGAACUGCGGCGCAAUAUCUCCCAAGUUUUGAACAAAUCUCAGGCAUUGCUUAACAUAGGAAUUCAGAAACUUCACUUGAAAUUGCUUGAUGAAAGUUCAAGUACUGGUAAUGGAACAGAGGAUAGAACAGCAGAAACAAACUUUUGAAUGAAAAUCGAAAAAGAGCCUCCAAGAAUCGUCUUUGAUGAUAUUUUAUGCUAUAAAACGAUAUGUUCUUCAUAUAUAAUA
This is a messenger RNA of Octopus sinensis (East Asian common octopus), 1434 nucleotides long. RefSeq lists its product as uncharacterized. The transcript is spliced from 13 exons. Gene Ontology annotation, biological process: cell surface receptor signaling pathway. Gene Ontology annotation, molecular function: G protein-coupled receptor activity. The record is from RefSeq and is a predicted model, not a curated record. Gene Ontology annotation, cellular component: plasma membrane. Bases 49 to 1353 code for a protein of 434 amino acids. Lineage: Eukaryota; Metazoa; Mollusca; Cephalopoda; Octopoda; Octopodidae.